AUGUCUGCGGGGAUCUGCGGGAAGCGGCUAGGGAUCGAAGAGAUCUUCGGGUCCUCGUCGGCGGCUUCGUCGGCGAAGAGAUCCCGCUGCUCCCGCAUCGGGUCCCCUGUCCGAUCCUUCGACCGCGGCUUCGGGCCCGACGAAAAGGUCUCCACCCUGUUGCGUAUGUUCCCUUCAAUGGAUCAGGAGGUAAUUCAUGCCUGUUUUUCAUGAAUUUUCUAAUUCGUUUGAUUUCCGCGUUGCUUGUUUCUGUAUAUCCUUUGACUGUUAUUUUUUUUCGUUUAUUGUGUAACCUUACCUGUCGGCAAUUGUGUGAUUCUGCCUUCGAAUUACUUAUAACUGUCGGGCAUUAUUCUUUUUUUUUAAUUUUUAAUUCGGUAGUGGAGGGUGGUUGGUCUCGUAUAUAAAGUCGGAUCCUCAUAUCUCAAGAAUUCUGUGUUCAUUAUCAAACUCUGAUCUAUGUACAGAUUGGGGAAAUUGAUGGUAUUCAGUUGGAUACCUCACAGAGGGCACCAAGUCUUCGUAUCUCUUUGAAUUAAUUUCUCUUUGAAUAACCACAGUGACCAUUGUGAAAACUCAUCUAUUUUUGCAGCUUCGUACUCUGACAACCUCUAGCGACCUUUGCUGUCAGUUUGUUUGUGGAGGCCAACUGAUGUGGCGGUCCUUUACUUUCCUUCCUUUUACACUGAACUGUAUAAUAAGUUAACCCUGUUUGCCGUCACAAAAGAAACCAAGUGUUUCCUGUGAUAUGCCUCAUAUAUCAUGCGAGAGAUUUUUAUUCUUGGAGACUGUUUAUAAGGAUAGGCUGUUGGAUAAAUAGUCAGGCAGGAAAAAUCUCCAUCUAUUUGAAUCGUGCUGGCUGCCAGGAUUUUGUUUGAAGUUACUUUGGAAGGAUUGGUUAACAUGGGGAUUGUUUCUCCUCUUUCUCGGGAGAACUUGUGUGGUCUUGACAUUUACUUUUCUCAUCCUGAUUCUUGGUUACUCAUUCCUUAAAAUAUUAAGUUCUCCUGUAAGUUAUCCAAAUGUAGCCUAUCUCUUACGGAAGGGAAGACCCAUGGUUGUCCUGAGGUUCUACCUAUAGUAUUACUUCUCAGAUCUUUUUCUGUCCACAUUCCACUGGCAUUGAUGGUGUCAAAAGAGAGAAGUUUCUUUACCCAUGGUUUGUACUUGUUUUUUAUUUUAGCCUUCAAAGUUUCGAUCUCUUAAAUCCUAAUCACCUUUGAAAUGUUUUUUUAGCCUCUAUUGACAACAUCUAACCUCUUAUCCGGUUCUAUACCUUUGAAAUGUUUAGUGCUUCUCACGGCUUCUCAAUAUUUUGCAUUUCCACGCACCACUUAGAUCAUGCUUAAUCAUAUCACAGGUUGUGGAAACUGUUCUGAAUUCUCACGAUCACAAAAUAGACGAUGCUAUCAAGAGUCUCCAUUCGCUUUGCCUUGGUGAUGCUUCUGUCCUAAAGGAGGCGCAGAGGCAGAUUGCAGCUUCAGUUCAAAAGGAUCAUUUAGUUGAAGGUUGGAAAAUUCGGUUUGGGUACCUUCUUUGAUGUUCUUAAAUUGGAGAUUCAUUCAUCCAUUUCAUGGGCAUGAUAUAUUCCUUUAUUUCAACCCUUCUUCGCUCAUUUUUGUCCAGAUCUUGUAAAUAUUGAAACAUUUGAACCGAGGAUCGAAGAUGUACAGAAUAAGAACUCUUCAGAUUUGGAACCGGGAUUACCUCAGGACGGAUUCUCCUGGGUGGAUUUCUUCGUGCAAGAGAUGAUGAAAGCGUCGAAUUGGGAUGAUGUUCGGGUUCGCGUAACAAAGAUCUUGGAAUCAUUUGAAAAGCAGAUCAUUAACCACUCGAGGGUGCCUGAUCAGGUAAACAACCUGAGGAUUUAAUGUGGGUUGAGUGGAAAACCAGCUUAUUCAGCAUGGUCGUUGUUGCCUUUUCUGUGUGGUGUAGCUGGUGACGACUUCGCUGAGGGAACAGCUGCAAUGCUUGCUGAGGGACAAUCAAAUCUUGAAGAGGGCAGUUGCAAUCCAGCGCGAACGGAAUCUUGAGCUUGAGGAGAAAUCCAAGGAAAUACAGCAUUUGAAGCACGUGAUAAGACAGUACCAGGAGCAAGUUCGGGCUCUAGAGGUAAAAGACUCCACUUUUUUUCCAGUAGAUAACUCUUGUCCAUGCUGAAUUUAGUUUCACGUGUUCUCUCUCUCUCUCUCUCUCUCUCUCUCUGGUUUUCUGCAUUCUUCGAAUUUCUGGUAAGACCCUGUUUGGGAAUCAGAUUUUCUUUUGUGCGAUUUACAUGAUUCCUCCCGUGGCCACCCUCUCCAGGCACUUUGUGGGGAACUUCGGUGUCAUUUUACAGGACAGCAUUUAUUGUUCCCGGAGGAAGUGAAUAUCUGACCUAAUUGGUAGUAGAUUUAGGUCAAUUUGGAUUUCCAGAGCUCACAAUCAGUGGGUUGCUUGCUUCUAGGAGUGCCAAUUGCCAGCGUGGAUGCAGAGGCCAGAGCUCAUGCAGCAGGCCAUCAUUCUCCCUCCUCCCCUUUCCCUCCCCCCCCUCACCCCCCCACCUGUUUGUCUGUUUCCCAGGAGCUUCUUUUCCCCUAGGCACCCAUUUAUUUUUCUUUGGUGCCCAUUCAUGCUUUGCAGAUAAACAUAGAGAACUUACCUCUGUUCUUCAUGCAGCCGAGUGACGGGCCCUUCUCUCUGUCAUCUUGCAGAUGAGCAAUUACACCUUGAAGAUCCAUCUUCAGAGGGCGCAGGAUGCCAGUUCAAUCCCCAAUAAUUUCAACCCAGAUAUAUUUUAG
This is a messenger RNA of Spirodela intermedia, 2780 nucleotides long. NCBI's taxonomy places the organism in Eukaryota, Viridiplantae, Streptophyta, Magnoliopsida, Alismatales, Araceae. The record is from the annotation of a GenBank genome assembly.